This is a messenger RNA of Chaetomium globosum CBS 148.51, 759 nucleotides long. RefSeq lists its product as uncharacterized. Gene Ontology annotation, molecular function: metal ion binding; D-ribulose-phosphate 3-epimerase activity. Lineage: Eukaryota; Fungi; Ascomycota; Sordariomycetes; Sordariales; Chaetomiaceae. The record is from RefSeq and is a predicted model, not a curated record. The coding region runs from base 1 to 759 and encodes 252 amino acids. The transcript has 4 exons. Gene Ontology annotation, biological process: pentose-phosphate shunt, non-oxidative branch; pentose-phosphate shunt; carbohydrate metabolic process. Gene Ontology annotation, cellular component: cytosol.
AUGGCUCCCAAAGCGAUCAUCGCCCCGUCAAUUCUAUCGGCAGACUUUGCCAACCUGGGUGCCGAAUGUUCCAGGACGAUCGAGCAGGGCGCCGACUGGCUCCAUGUCGACAUCAUGGACGGCCACUUCGUUCCCAACCUCACCUUCGGCCCCCCCGUCGUCGCUAAGAUCCGCUCCCACGUCGACAAGCCGACCGAGAGCCACGGCAAGGGCACCUUCGACUGCCACAUGAUGAUCGCCGAGCCCAAGAAAUGGGUCAAGGAGUUCAAGGCCGCCGGCUGCGACCUGUACUGCUUCCACUACGAAGCCGCCGUGAACUCGACCGCCGCCGAGAGCCCCGAGGCCCACUCCGAGCACAAGACGUCGCCGCGCGAGCUGAUCCGCUACAUCCACCAGCAGGGCAUGCUGGCCGGCAUCGCCAUCAAGCCCGCCACCAAGGCCGACGUGCUCUACGAAGUGCUGGAUAGCCCCGACGAGACCGAGAGGCCGGAUAUGGUUCUAGUGAUGACGGUCGAGCCCGGGUUCGGCGGACAAAAGUUCAUGGCCUCGGAGCUGCCCAAGGUGGAGGCGCUGCGGGCACGGUACCCGGAUUUGAACAUCGAGGUUGACGGUGGAUUGGGGCCCGGCACCAUCGACCAGGCAGCCGAUGCCGGAGCGAACGUCAUUGUUGCGGGGAGCGCUGUGUUCGGAGCCAAGGACCCCGCCGGCGUCAUUGCGCUGUUGCGCGAGGCCGUUGACAAGAGGACCGGGAAGUUAUAA